Messenger RNA from Drosophila ficusphila, 3330 nucleotides. RefSeq lists its product as uncharacterized. Gene Ontology annotation, molecular function: protein binding. The record is from RefSeq and is a predicted model, not a curated record. The coding region runs from base 131 to 2155 and encodes 674 amino acids. The transcript has 7 exons. Gene Ontology annotation, cellular component: nucleus. NCBI's taxonomy places the organism in Eukaryota, Metazoa, Arthropoda, Insecta, Diptera, Drosophilidae. Gene Ontology annotation, biological process: regulation of transcription by RNA polymerase II.
UAUAUUUAAAGCGAAUUUUAAAACGAACAGGAGGAGAGCCAAGGUGAAUUACCAGUUAAAUGUAGCAUUUAAACGUUUUGGGCGCGUAUUUUGAAAAACCAUUUACUUAGGCGCGCUGCCGGCCGCAGAGAUGGCCGCCGAAAACUAUCACCUCAAGUGGGACUCGCACCUCUCCUAUCUGAACUCUUCCAUAGCCACGCUUUACAAAAAUGAAAAAUUCGCCGACGUGGUCCUGUACAGUUCGUACAACAGCAGUGGAAUCCCCUCGGACAUUCCAACGGUAGGCAUCUCGGCCCACAAGUUCAUCCUCAGUGCUUCGUCCCAGUUCUUCGCCACCAUGUUCGAAACGGCACCGAUCACAAAUCCGAACGGAGUGCUCUACGUGGUCCUGCCGCCGGAUCUCAGCCACCGGGCCAUCCAGAUCCUGGUGCAAUAUAUGUACAGUGGCGAGGCCACCGUUUCCAAUGACAUACUUAACGAGGUCCUGCGUGGCGGUGAGAUCCUCAAGAUUCGCGGUCUGUGCCGCACCAGCUCUUCCAACGGCGGUGGCUCUGGCUCCGUAGUGACCACAUCACACCAUCCGCAUCCACUUUCCGGGCAUCUGCAUCCGCGCGAGGCCAGUGCCAUGUACAUGUCGAACGGCACACGAUCCAGCUUGCCUCCUCCUCCGCCGCCGCCUUCGACCAUGGCAACUCAAAUUCAGGGAGACUUGUAUGCCAGCAAGAGCGGCGGAUCCACACGAUUCGCAAUGGACCACCACCACCUGUCGUCGCACCACAACCACCUCAGUCACCAUCACUCUCAGCAGCAGCAGUUCCGGGGUCUCGGCGUAUCCGUAAUGCCCAAGGACUCGCCCGUGAUCAUCAAGUCGCCGAAAAUGGCCGCUCACACAGGACUCCUCACCGUGGCGAGCAGCAGCAAGCUGGGCAUUUCGGUUAACAAGGAGGUGGCCAUCGAUCCGGAGGACAAGUGCUGCUUUGCUGCUCCGGGACAGGUGGAGGCACAGUCACAUCCUCCGCCGCCAACCUCAUCAACGACGACCGGCGGAGGAGGAGGUUCCGGUGCUCCGCCAUCGCAGCCCAUUUCCAUCUGCACGGAGGUGGGCUGCAGCAGUUGUCCCAUGGCCACUGGUCCCAGUGGGGAUCACGCGGAGUCCACGCUGCGAAGGACGGAGUACGAGGAGCAGGCACUUCGCGAAAGGAACGAAGUGGGACUCGUAUUUGAAAGGCGUUUGAGGAGAGAAAGUGCUUGUGAAAGAUCUCGUGACUACUAUGAAGCACCCCAUUUCGAGCACGUGGUGUCAUCCCGCCUGGCUGCCACUCCACCACCACCACCGCCGCCGCCACAACAGCAGCCAUCACAUCCGCCGACACUUCGACAUCCGCACAACUUCCUCACCAUCAAGCAGGAGCCGACCGACUGGAGCAACAACCCACCAAAUGCCUCCAAUGCGACCAACAACAACAAUUUGGAGGAGGGGCCAAUGGGUUCGCCCAAGCAGCCGCUGGACUUCAAGAUGUCCGCCGUGAAACUGGAGGUUAACAGGGAUCGUGGAACACCCUCCGAGGAGAGCGAGGAGCACACUCUGCGGGAUUACAACAACUUUAAGCAGUUGCUGGUCUGCGAAAUUUGUCAGAAGUCUUUCGAGGACACCAAGAUGCUGGUCCGGCAUUUGGGCACACAUGCGGGUGAUCCGGCGGUCGGGACGGAGCGGAACCUCCUGCCUUCCAGUGCCAGCGGGAGUACAGCCACCGCAUCCAGCAAUCUCGCCCUGCGAGCCGUUAAAACCUAUGUGCCAAAGAAACGACGUCGGGUUUCGCAACAAGAGAACAACAUGGACCAUGAUCAUGUCACAUUACUCUGCGAUUUGUGUUCCACAUCCUUUGACACACCCGCGGAGUGGGUGCGGCAUAUGAACAGUCAGCACACGGAGAUCGAGUUGGCCAUGUUCAACAGCAAGAAGGACGGCGAGCAGAAGGGCCAGCAUCCCCAGCCGGCGACCAGCAGCUCUUCCACAGUGUCCACCAGCCAAAUGCAGCCAAAGUAUCCCAGUUCCACCGCCACGCGAUCGACGCAGUCCCUCGUGCUGCACAAGAUGGGCAACGUUGAUGCAGCAACCACAUCCCCCGGAGCAGCCACCUCACCGAAUGCCUAAGGACAUUGGUUCAAGGAGCAACAUCAAAACACCAAUCGUUCAUUUGGAGCUUUAGAAUUGGCGCCUUGAUGGCGCAGAUCCAUGGGCUCAAGUAGCCACCAUAAAACACCAUUCUGUUCGAAAAAUUCAAGUCGUUCCAGUAAUCAAAAGAGGGAUGUUUAUUAGGCAACAGCAAGAACCGUGAUCAAAAUGCAACCAGAUUGCAUAUUUUAUAGAGCAACAAACAAAAUACAAAAUCGCAAAAAAAUUUAACGAAACUAUAAACGAAACUUAGAGUCGGAAUCGUCAGGCAACGAUACAAAACAUAAAAAAACUAACAAGCAAGCAAGAAAUCUUGAAAACGAAACAAAUUUAACAUUUAACUCAAGUGUGUAGUUUUUUUUAAGUGUACGUAUUUACUUAGUUUUAGCUACUUAUUCCCCAUGUAAUUACUGUAACAACAACGCGCAAUUGAUACGAAAAACAGACAACUAAACAAAAUUAUUUAAAGCAGUUCGAAUGUUUUUUAUCAGCGGACAUUGUCAAAGAAAAAAUUUUAAAAUCUGAUUGUUUAAUACAAAUGAUUGUUAGAACGAAACUAUUUCUUUCGUAGGACCAACAAGAGCGGAAAGAUUAAAUUAUUUUUGGAUUAUGAUAAAAAAUCAAUUGGAACAGCGAAUGCAAUAAUCAUUCUUUAUUACUUGCCAAUUUGUUUUCACAUUUUUUUUAAAUUGUAAUAACUGAUAACUACUAUUUUGUAUGACGUUAUCGCGGCUUUAUGACAUCAGCAAAUUUGUUGUAUAUUUACUCGUACAUUUUUUUUAUAUUUUUUAUAAAGCUUCAACCGAAAUUUCGAGAACUUUUUGUAAAUAGAUUAAGGUUUUUUUUGAAAGUCCGCCGAUCAAAACUUUUUGCGAAAGGUUUAUAAACUUAAAUCUCUAGAUGUGUGUGUAGUAGUUGGAAGUUCAAUUAAAAAACUCCCCCCAACCAUGUAAAAAAUAUAAUAUAUACCGAUAUAUAUAUAUAUUUACAAACAGGCGUGAUUAUUAAAUAACUAAGUAGAUGUAACAGGUGCAGGAGGAAAUUGUUUCUUCCCCAAACAAAUCGCAAAUGUAGCAAAGCGUUUUAAAUGAAAUAAACGUCUACGAUGAGAAAUCGUUUUUAAAAGCGAUAUCGAAGAGCAGACAGAACUAAGA